UUCUAUAUUUUCGUAUUCGGGCCGGUUAGAGAAAGAUGUAACACUGAACUAAAUAUCAGUCUUUCAUGCCUCUCUCACUGGCUCCCAUUAAGAAACCAUGUGUAUAAGAAAGGGCCACCACCCACUUCUGCGCUGGAGGCCCUGCCAAUCACUCCAUACUUCAGCAGCAGAGCUUUGCCCAAACGCAAGCAAUCAGGAAAAGCAAAGAAAGUGAGCUUCACCAUGCAGUCCUCAUCCAGUUACAGAUCACAAUACCAAACCUCCGGCAUCAGCGGCCAGUAUCCACAGCAGCCACCUAUGCAGCAAGCUCCAAAUGCUCAACAGCCUGUUCAUAUGCAAACAGCUCCACUGAUGCAACAGGCCCCGCCCAUGCAGCAGAGCUCCAUCCACAUCCCUGUAGGUCCAUCUCCAACUAAAGUGGUCAGCACUGCCACCAUUGUGCCCACAGCAUAUCCCACUGCUCCAGCGUGUGAGUGGCAGGGGGAAAAGGCGCAGCGUGGCGUCCAUUUCAGAGAAGGCCUUAUUCAGCCCCCUGCUCCGGCUCCUGCUGCUCCUGCCCCAGUUCAUGUUCCUCAUCCUGCCCCAGUUCAUGUUCCUCCUCCUGCUACAGUUCAUUUUUCUCCUCCUGCCCCAGUUUAUUUUCCUGCUCCCACCCCUCCUGCUCCUGCCCCUGGCCCCACCCAAUCUUCCAACAGACCCCCAUGGGUCACAGAUGACACUUUUGCUCAGAAGUUUGACCCCUGCAAGACCACCACCACCAGCGUCAAAGUACAGCCUCUUCCUACUGCAGCCCCACCACCUCCUGCCUACAUUCCCAACCCUUCCCGCCCCUGCUGCCCCAGCCCUGCCCCAGCCCCAUUUAUCCCUGCCCCGUUCCAACCUGUGGCUCGUGGCACAGCACAGAGAGCAGAACGCUUUGCUGCAAGCAAUAGGACACCGAUGUGUGGGUCCUGCAACAACAUCAUCAGAGGGCCCUUCCUGGUGGCACUGGGUCGCUCAUGGCACCCAGAGGAGUUUAACUGCCAUUACUGCCACACAUCACUGGCUGACGUCUGCUUUGUGGAGGAGCAGAAUAAUGUUUACUGCGAGAACUGUUACAGAGAGUUCUUUGCCCCUACCUGUGCCCGCUGCAACACUAAGAUCAUGGGAGAAGUGAUGCAUGCUCUGAGGCAAACCUGGCACACUACCUGCUUUGUGUGUGCUGCGUGUGGGAAACCGUUUGGAAACAGCCUCUUUCACAUGGAGGAUGGAGAACCUUACUGUGAGAAAGAUUACAUCGCACUCUUCAGCACUAAGUGCCAUGGCUGUGAUUUUCCGGUGGAGGCUGGAGACAAGUUUAUUGAAGCUCUUGGCCACACAUGGCACGACACCUGCUUUGUGUGUUCGGUUUGCCAUAUAAAUCUGGAAGGCCAGCCGUUCUAUUCGAAGAAGGACAAACCUCUAUGCAAGAAACAUGCACACGCCAUCAACGUGUAGAUCCACAAGGAGUACAGCGAUCAUCCUGGUCACUGCAUUUGCCUUAAUAUUGGUUAGAGCUUAUUUUAUAGAGGGAUUCGAAAUCUAUUAAAAUACGGAUCCUAAAAUUAAAUCCAGCCCGACCUACAUAUUAUAUAUUAUAUACUAAUGCUAAUCUAAAAAUUUAAUUUAAUUUCAAUUUAAUACAGAAAUAUGGAUUAUAGUGAGAGUUCUGGGGAAAUAUAGAUUAUCUUAAUGCAUUUAAUUUAAUUUGUAAUGAAUUGAAUAUACAGAGCUUAAAGUAUCCAAUGAGGAAAAAAUCACUUGAGUUAAACUUGAAUUGAUUGUAUGAUUAUGCAUGUUGCAUUUGCAAUGUGCUCAUUUUAGUCUGGAUGAUUGAGUUUCAUUUCACUGAAUGAGCUUUUUAUUUAACUAGAAUUUCACUUUUAUUAUUUCACUGUUUAAGAUUGUGAAUUUUGUGUUGAUUUUUCAAUGGUAAAUGAAGGUAAUAUAGUACAGAAUACAAAAAAAGAGACAUGGUAGUAUUUUUAUUUUAGCUAGAGACUUUGGUAUGAGGUAUAGCAACCUGUUUUAACUUAAAAAUAAAGUUGUUUGGGUGUGAAACAUGUAUUUAAAGCAAAGUGUUCUGGAUUUCUUUCCUAGAUGUUGUCUUUACUGAUUUGGAGAUUAUAUCUGUACCCGUGCCUUACGUUCCCUAAAUAAGAACUUAUAUUUCUAUUGAGUGAGCCUUGUUUGAGUCAACAUGUUGACGCCUGGCUGAGGCAGUCAGCUGGUGUGGUGUUGUUUUAUUGCUGACUUGGUUUGAUGCCUAAUUUAUUUGUUUUGUGUACGUGUGAUGGGAAAUGCAUGCAUUUUUUGAAUCUGUAUAUAUAAUGUUCCACUUUCACUGAUUAUUAAUUAAUCGAUCUAUAAUCAAAUCAAUGUCUGUCUUUUGGUUUGUGAUUUAAGAAACAGAAAAAGGUGUUAUGUUCACCUUCUGUUCAUGCAUGUUUCCUGUAAAAACAAAGAAAAAAAAUACAUGCUGGUCAGCGGAUCAGCUUAGGCUGAAAUCGCACAUUGUUGUCAGGAUAAUGCCCUGCAAUGGACCGCAGUCUUAUUCAUGGUGUUUAACUGCCUCACACCUAGUGUUCCAGAGAUAGGCCCUGGAUAUACCACAAUUCAGGACAAAGUGCUUACUGGAGAUAAAUAAAUGAAUCAACACCAGAAAAUAUUGAAUGAAUUGGUAAUGCAGAACUCACCUGCUUUAUGAUCAAGUAACAGAGUUUCUGGAGUUGAAUGAGCAUUUUUUAUUUGUUUCCACUCCUGUUAAUAGCACACUCCUGUAUGUUUUUCAGCUCUAUAUCUCACAUACAGAAAUGUGGGUUAUAUUGUAAAAGAAAUAAACCUGUGCAACAGGCUAAUAUAUAGAUUUAUUCAGUAUAAUCUUUCACAAAAUAGAUUUUUAUUUAAGUGUCUCAAAACAUAGCUGAUUAUCUAUUUAUAUAGAUUAAGGCAUGUUAAUAUCUUAUCUUUUACUGGAGUAUUAAAUGAAAAUAGUGUUAUACAGCUGUAUAUUCAGAGACAGUGUGAAACAAUGGGGAUGUGUGCAGAGACAGAAAUGUUGUGUUGUGUACAUUUCCUCCAUAUAUUUAUUUUGUUGUACCUUUUUCAAAUACUAAUUGUCUCACUACAGGUUUAAUAGCCAGGUAUAAUUUUUCUGUCAUGCAACAUUCAUGGAUUGUAACAAAAUGAAAGCGAUUUUUGUGUGAAUUUUUGAAAAAAAUCAAAAACCAUUCAGAAUUUGUCAUAUAACUUGUCAGAAACUGGCUUUAAAAUCGGAGGAACUAAUUGUGUUGAGAUGCUUAGUGUAGUUUGCUGGCAUAGAUCGUUUUUUGUAUUCAUUGGUAACUGCAGAUAUUUUUGCUUUGUGCCAGAUGGAGAGCAUAUCCAGUGCUGAACUGCUUAACAUGAAUUGUAUCAUAUAAUAUACAGUAAAUGUACUCUAUAAGAAAUUGUCCUUAGUUGCUCCAUUCAAUGUGCAAGCUUUUCAUUCCCUGUCUUGUUGCUACAGCCUGCCAUUGGAGCAUAUUAACAAUAUUUCAGUCAUAUAUGUCUACAUGAAGGAGACAUGGUAUUGUAGUAGGUAGCAUUGUGGGCUUAAACCUGAGAUCGUUUCACAGCUACGCAUGUUUGGUUUUCCUUUGGUUCGCUCUCAGUGAGAAGGAUUGGCUAUGCUGAAUUGGCCCUACAUGCAAAUAGGUAUUUGAAUUGUGCUUUGCACUGGACUGCAUUUACAUUUUACAUUUAUGGCAUUUUCCAGAGCGACUUACAAUUAUCUCAUUCACACAACUGAGCUGUUGAAGGAUAAGGUCCUUGCUCAAGGGCCCAGCAGUGACAGCCUAGUGGUGGCCAGAUUUAAAUUUCUGAUCAGAAGUCCCACAUCUUAACCACUAAGCUACCCCUUCCACAAAUAUUAUGGCAUUUGGCAGACAUUGUGAUUCAGAGCAGCUUGGUGGUUCUGGGAUUUGAUCUCAUGACCUUCCAGUCUAAAGUCCCAUGCCUUAAACACUAAGCUGCCACCUCCCUGUCAAGCAACAUUUAUGGAUUGUAACAAAUGAAACCGAUGUAUAUGGACUAGCUUCCUAUCCAUUGUACAGUCUUCCUCCUUGUGGACCCAGUGCUAUCAGGAAAGGCUCAGAGACCCUAAUCAGGAUCAAGCAGUUACUGAAAAUGCAUACAAUUAUAAAUACCUCUCAAAACAUGGUUUCAAAUUAAUUGACUUGGUGCUGAUGGUGUUACUUUGAUACAACUUAAAAGAGAUGGUUAAGUGUAGGACAAAUGUUGCCCUCCUUUACAUGUGAAUGUGUUUAAUUCAGCUAAUAUAAUCCACACCCAAGACUACAUUUUUUUUUUUUUUUUUUUAUAUUUCAUAAGAUUCACAUAUGUAACAUAUCUAGCAUCCUUUUAUAAUUAGUUUGAAACUAUAAUUCAAAUAUUAAUUACAUACAUAAAUGAUAUUUGGCUCUAGAAUUAAUGGAAUUUCUUUUUAUUUCUCUGUAUAAAUAUAAUUUGUAUGAAUUAUAAAUGUUGUAUUCAUUUUGUAGGCUGUAUGAUCGUUCUCAUGUCACAGAGUACACAAAAGGUCUGAUCGUUCACCACUUACAGCAUACCCCCACCCUACACAGUAUCAUUUUAGUGUUCAAAGAAUUCUGCUCAAUAAUGCAGCAGAUAGCAUUUUGGCAAAACUACAUAUGAACACGAAUAAAGAUGUGUAAUAUCUGGAGGGAAAAGGGCUCCAUGAAUGUACCGUAUUAGCCCUUUUUUUCAAUUGACUGGUUUACCAUAUGCUCCCACUAGCCUGAUAUUAUUAGUGAUGUUUUAGUUGCCAGAUAUGUACACUGUGAUUAUGACUCCUUUAUGUGUGUCAUGAUUAUAAUAAACAUGGUAUUUUGCAAUAUA
Silurus meridionalis is the source of this 4914-nucleotide messenger RNA. RefSeq names its product LIM domain-binding protein 3-like. Gene Ontology annotation, cellular component: adherens junction; stress fiber; filamentous actin. The record is from RefSeq and is a predicted model, not a curated record. NCBI's taxonomy places the organism in Eukaryota, Metazoa, Chordata, Actinopteri, Siluriformes, Siluridae. Gene Ontology annotation, molecular function: actin binding; muscle alpha-actinin binding. Gene Ontology annotation, biological process: actin cytoskeleton organization; muscle structure development; heart development.